UCUGCCUCUUCGUCAAUGACGCUGCUGCCCCAUUUCUCUGCUGUUUUCGACAAUCUUUGUAGGGUUCGAUGUUGUCUUUUGAAGAACUUUCACCUCCCGUCUUGCUUGUUUGAAAUGAAAUGGAGGUUUGAUGUUGUCAUCGUUCUGUCGUCUUUGAAACCCGCACCAAAUAAAUUGUUAUUAUGAUUGAAACGGACUCCAUUUUUUUUCAUCUGUAAUUAUUAAGAAGAUGUGGAGCAGAUUAUUGGGCCAUCAAACUCGUGAAGAGGCCAGUAAUGGUAUUAACUAACAUGGAAGUUUUGGUUCAGACAAUGUUGCAUGUUGGAGAAAGGAAUGUGAAAAAUGAAUUUGGAUUCAAGUGGGGCUUGAAGACUAAAGUUGUAAAGGAGAAGGGGUAUCAGUUCUACGAAUCAUUUUUAUGCAAUGGGUUGGAAUACUUUCUUUAUGAUUGUGUGUACAUUUACCACAGAGGUGACUGUGAAACCACCAUAGGCAGGCUUGUGAAAAUGUUUGAAACGAGAGCUCACGAACAGAAGGUCAAGGUGGUGCGUUUUAUGCGUCCAAUUGAACUACGUGAUUUUCCGAGAGAUUUUGAGCCACGUUGGAAUGAGAUAUUCUUGGCUUCUGGCGAGAGUGCUGGUGUUUCCAAAUGUUAUCUUUUGGAAGAAGUUAUUAGAAAAUGCAAUGUUGUUUGCACCCUCAAGGAUGGGAGAAAUCCUCAGCCAUCCGACGCGGAGUUGAAUUCGGCAGAUUAUAUUUUCUACCGUACUUAUGAUGUUAAAAAAUGCAUGAUCCUAGAGGACUUUCCAGAUGAAAUUGAUCAUAUUAAAGUGGAGUGCCUUUUUAAUAGAGAACCAGAUGCAAGGCAGAGUAACCAAAAAACCAUGGGGGAGCUUGGUGGAAAUUCUAGUCUUCCCAAGUUUGGACGAGAAAUAAUUUGUGGAAGCAAAAGUCAAAUGGCCAGUUCAGACAAUGUGGAGGUGUCACCUUGUAAGAAGACGAAACUUCUUUCAGAUGGCAAUGGUCGAAAUGUUGGAUCUGUGAAAGGAGCCUACAAUGUGAAGGCAAGUGAGAUUUCUAAAAGAGCAGCACCUCAACUCAAGCUUAUUCAAGAUAAGAGAAGGUGUAAAAGCACUCAACUUUUGCAGGUCACCAAGAAGCUAAUAAUUGACAGAAGUAAAUGGUUCAAGCAACCGCCUUGGGAGCACAGAUUGCGACAAGCUCAAGAAGUGGGAACACUUGUCUUAUUGGAAAAUCUGGAUUCAACACUUUCAUCAUCAGAAGUGGAGGAAUUAGUUCAAAAGGCUCUCAAGCAAAAGGUUGAUGCCAACAUGUUGCCGUGCAGUUCGAUUUCAAAUCCACACUAUGGCAAGGCUUUAGUUAUUUUCAAGUCAAAGGCAGCAGCUGAAACUGCCUUGUCAGAUUUGACGAAGAGAUGUCUAAUGCUUUCAACUUCUGAUGGGAGUGGUUUUAGACCCGUAGUUGGUAGCAGAGGAUUCUUAGCCGAUUCUAGCAAACGAGUCAAUUUUGUUGGCCAUCUGUCCCUCCCAAAAUUAUUGCGUCAAAAGUAUACUAUGGAGAUGAAAAAUGCAAUAUCCACGUCACAUUGCUCUCAGCCCAAUACUGUUGAGUGGGAUCUGGCAAUGGAGUGGCGACUAUUGCAAGAACGGUCGGAUUUGUGGUGGAAAAAGUUGCAUGCGAAUCAAAAUGAGGAGGUACUCAAUCUUAAGAGACAGCUAAAAUUAAAGUAAAGUGUGCUUGUAGCUUGAUCUAGACUCUGGCAUUCUUUCUCCAAACCCGAUGUAGAUAUUUUGGUAGCAUGAUACAGUCUCACUAAUUCAAAAAAUUUCAAAGGUUUCUAUGACUUUCCCCACGAGCAUGCAUAUUUCUUUUCCUUUGACAUAUGUGAAUGUUUGGGCCAACUUACAUACAUCUCUGAGCAUGAAAUUUUUAUCAGUUCUAUCUUAAUCUUCUCAAUUAUGUCAUGAGAUCGAAUGGGUUUUGUCUCGCUCAUGAACUUGAUGCGAGGACCUUGUUGAAAUAAAAUUUAGCCUUUCCUUCCAUAGAAACUGUUUAUGAAUCUCUAUUUCUUAUCAAGUCUAAUAUUUCUAGUUUUGAAAUCGUUAAAUGAACAGCCAUUUUGUUGAGUUCGUCUCGUGCCAGGUUGCAGCAGCUGCAAAUAUCUCACAAAGCUACUCGUGUCUCGUGAUCUUUUGCAAUCAUAUUAAAGCUCGAUAUCCAUUCAUGAGUUACAAUAUUUCCUCUGCAGGUUUAUUCUUAGUGAGGAUGGAGCAGUCAAAAGGUUGACUGUGACAACAGCAAUGUAUUCAACUGUAUUUUGUUUUACAAGGUUGAACAAAUUGAAGGGAUUGAACUUGUUUUGGUGUCUGUCUUUUGCAAGCAUUAGAUUAGCAACUUUCAAGUUCUGCAUCGAAAAUGUUCAAAACAAACCCCAACAGAAAUUUAGUGUCGUAGUCAAUUU
Momordica charantia (bitter melon) is the source of this 2482-nucleotide messenger RNA. The record is from RefSeq and is a predicted model, not a curated record. Lineage: Eukaryota; Viridiplantae; Streptophyta; Magnoliopsida; Cucurbitales; Cucurbitaceae.